This is a messenger RNA of Quercus lobata, 1589 nucleotides long. Its product is annotated as Haloacid dehalogenase-like hydrolase (HAD) superfamily protein. Bases 1 to 1050 code for a protein of 349 amino acids. The transcript is spliced from 6 exons. Gene Ontology annotation, biological process: deoxyribonucleotide catabolic process. Gene Ontology annotation, molecular function: 5'-nucleotidase activity. The record is from RefSeq and is a predicted model, not a curated record. NCBI's taxonomy places the organism in Eukaryota, Viridiplantae, Streptophyta, Magnoliopsida, Fagales, Fagaceae.
AUGGCUACUUGCUCUACUAGUAGUAGUAGUUGUAGUAAUUAUUCUAGUAUAUUUCGAGAUGAUCCCAUGAAUUUGUUCUUGUCUAAGAAGGGUUUGUCAGGUAAUCUCAAACUCAGAUGUUCUUUAAGGUUUGAUGCUGCUGACGAUGAUGAUGAUGAUAACAACAACAUUGAUCACCCUUUUCACAAGGGUAUAGGAUUAGGAAUCAGAAAAGGGAAAGGAAAUCCAAAGGCAAUAAUUAGAAACCCAGCAUUGGUGGCUCCUCUUCCUCUUCCAAUUCCACCUCCUCCGCAGCCAUUGCAGUUGCUUAGUGUCUUUGAUUUGGACACUGCCACUGCCACUGCCCCUUUAAGCCAAACUCAAAUUCAAACCCCACAAGAAUCCUCGUCGCGCCGUGGAUCCCCUCUUGGGUUCCCUGACCGUCCUCUGCCUGAUAAGGUGGUUGUUGCUGUUGAUGUUGAUGAGGUUUUGGGGAACUUUGUGUCGGCUCUGAACAGAUUUAUAGCGGAUCGUUACUCUUCAAAUCAUUCUGUUUCCGAGUAUCAUGUCUAUGAGUUCUUCAAGAUAUGGAAUUGUUCGCGUGAUGAAGCUGAUAUUCGUGUCCAUGAGUUCUUCAAAACCUCAUACUUCAAGAUGGGGAUCCAACCUCUUCCAGGUGCUCGGAGGGCACUUCAUAAGUUAUCAAGAUUUUGCAACCUAUCAGUUGUGACGUCUCGGCAGAAUGCAAUCAAGGACCACACAAUUGAUUGGAUUGAGAAGCAUUUUCCAGGACUGUUUCAGGAGAUUCAAUUUGGCAACCACUUUGCUUUGGAUGGAGAGUCUAGGCCUAAGUCAGAAAUAUGCAGGUCCUUAGGAGCUAAGGUUCUGAUUGAUGAUAAUCCAAAAUACGCUAUUGAGUGUGCUGAAGCUGGAAUCAAGGUUCUACUUUUUGAUUAUGAGAACUCAUAUCCUUGGUGCAAGAUAGAGUCUGUCAAUCAACAUCCUCUGGUGACAAAGGUUUAUAAUUGGGAAGAAGUGGAGCAACAGCUAAUCUCUUGGAUUGUGUCCUAGUUUUAUAAUCCUAUCACCGAAAUUCACAAAACAUCUUCCCCUCAUAAAGAUAUGGUACUGAUUGAUGGAUUCUAGAAAAAUAAACUCAGAAACAUUAGUCUUUGGUGGAGGAGCAGAAAGCAGAUGAAACAAACGGUUGGGGGAUCUUAGCUGUUAGAAAAUUUGUAAAGAUAAAGUGAACACAGUUCUAUUUCCCCCCUUCUUGAGCCACAUAGAUAAAAAUUGGAUUUCAUGUAAAAUUUUGGGUUUCAGAUUGUUAGAUGUGAUGGAGACAUUAAUGUCAGUGCAGUUAAAAUCAUUUGCAGGCUGUCUCCAUCAUUUUAGUGUCUGUUUUGGUCAUGUAGCUCAUGGUUAUUGUUGGUUAUUGGAGUUUAGGCACAAGGGUGCGAUUGUUUAAGCUUAUGAGCUGGUCUAAUUUUUAAGCCAGUUUAUGUAUAGCUUACAUAAAGCAUCAUUUUUUUUUUUUAAUAGUAAGUUUGUACUUGUACCGGAUUUAUUUUUUGAACCAAAUAAAUCAAUCUCAGCACUAAAUUAUGCAA